Messenger RNA from Stegostoma tigrinum, 3663 nucleotides. RefSeq names its product breast carcinoma-amplified sequence 4-like. The coding region runs from base 123 to 773 and encodes 216 amino acids. The record is from RefSeq and is a predicted model, not a curated record. Gene Ontology annotation, cellular component: BLOC-1 complex. NCBI's taxonomy places the organism in Eukaryota, Metazoa, Chordata, Chondrichthyes, Orectolobiformes, Stegostomatidae. The transcript is spliced from 5 exons.
GCCGCCUGCAGGCUAGGAGGGACAGUGUCGGGCUAAUAGUGUCGAAGGUGGCUGAGGCAUUAUUGCUGUCUCCAAGCAACCGGUAAAGAAGUCGGGAGGGCGUUAGGAAAUCGGCAGUUUUUAUGGAUCAGGAGGUGGAUAAGCGGCGAGCGGCCGGUAGUUCGGGCUCGGAACUAGUGAUCGGGCCUGACGAAGGGGGCGGGAGCCCGGGCUCGGGGCCAUCGGUCGGGCCUGCCGGAGGGAGCAGGAGCCCGGGCUCGGAGAUGGAGCCAGUGCAGAGCUUGGUGAUGCAAGAGAGUGCACAGGAGCUGGCAGCGUCUCUGGGAGCUGAUCCCUGUCCGGAGGUCAAGAAACUUGAUGAGAGCAUUGAAGAAAUGUUAAUCAGACUGGAUGAAUUUUGUGCAAUGCUUGAGAUGAUUCGAAGUGAUUCAUCACAAAUUCUGGAUGAAAAUGUUCCUAAACUAAAGGUCAAGGCAUUGGAAAUGAAGAACGUGUAUGCAAAGAUUGACAAGAUGGAGACUUUUGUGAAGAUGGUUGGACAGAACGCAGCUACACUUGAGCAACAGGUGAUCCAGGCAGAAAAGGACUGUGGAAACUUGCCUUAUGCUGUUCGUAGAUUUCUACAUUCAAUUAGUGCACCUUCAUUUCUAAAUAAGAAAUGCAGCUCACCCAAACAAGAGAACACAAUGUAUGAGCUACCCAGACUGUACAGAACUGAGGUUUAUUUUCCAAAGAGUUCUAAUGGGACUUACUUCAGCAAACCAAAAACUUGAUUGCAGUCACGCUUCCCACAAGCUAGGACACUAUUCAUUAAAAAUAUGCCAUUUGCAUUUGCACAAAGAACAAAACUGAGAACAUUACUGCAAGUCUUCUACAGUUUGUUUCAUCAUCUAGUUCAGUAUGGAUGAAAGGUGGUAUGUGUGCUUUUACGUUUAUGGAGAUAUUUUCCAUGAAACAUAACAUUACUAAGAGAAAUACAUUUAAAUACUUUAAUAUUCAAUUUUUGGCAUACUCUAGUACCGAAAGGUUUCAAAACAUGUAUUCAGCAGUUGGCACCAUCUGCCAAUACUGUAUAUUAUCCAGAAUCUUAGUCAGAUACCAUAAUACAUAUCCAAGUCACAGAUCAAUAAGGCUGGGACUUUAGAUGUCUGGGUGUGUUUUCCCCACUUGUGCCCAGCUACCAUAUAAUAGUGGGUGGGCCAUUAAGUAAUUCAAGUAGAGACUUCCAUCUUCAGCUGGAUGGAAGUUCUACUGUGAGUACUUCAGGUAGGUCAAGUGGCUGACAACUCUCUGGUCGCAGCACUGCUGCCUCAGCACCAGGGACCUGGGUUCAGGUUCCAACUCAGGAGUCUGUGCAGACUUUGCACAUUCUCCUACGUCUGCGUGGAUUUCCUCUGGGUGCUCCGGCUUCCUCCCACAGUCCAAAGAUGUGCAGGCUCAGUGGACUAGCCAUGUUAAAUUGUCCCAUAGUCUCCAGGGAUGUGUAGGCUAGGUGGGUUAUAGGGGAUGGGUCUGAGUGUGAGCUUUAAGAGUCGGUGUGGACUUGUUGGGCCGAAGGGACUGUUUCCACAGUCUAUGAUUCCAUCUGAGAUCAACAGCUGAAACUUCAACCAGUCAGUGCUGGAGCUGCAGUUAAGUAGGGAAGGUAUUGCUAAUGAAAUGUGAGAAAAGCAGGGGUGAAAUGGCACCGAGGAACCAGAAAGUGAUUGUGUGGAUGGGUGGGGGCAGUGGAAUGCAGCAAUGGACAUGGGGACCUGUAAAUGUGAUACCCAACUGCCAGCUGUCCCUUGCUCACAGACACGAGAAGUGAAAGUUUCUGGGCCUUUCACUUGGCAUGAGUCUCUGACUGCCACAGAAAAACUUAUGGCUAGCGCAGGGGUUUCCGCUCGAAUCACCACAGCAGGAGAGGUACUCAAUUUUAUACCCUCUGCCUGUCUCCAAUCCACUCAGGUGGGAGCACAGAAUUUAGGCAGAGGCUUAAUAAUGGUGUUUCUUUUGUCUUUUAACUUCCUAAAUAGCGCAAGGAACACAGAUUAAAUUAGUAUACAAUGAAUCUGCAAGGGCAUAUUUGAAUUCAAAAAUAAAAUCUAAAUGUGUUCUUCUCAAUUGUGUGAAAGGAAGUACCUUGAAAAUCAAGUAUUCAUAGAUAUGUAAACCCAAUUUAAGCUUGAAACAUUCUGCAAAACCCUUAAUAAAGUACCUCUAUUUCAAAUUCCUGAUGUACCCAUAACACUUCAGUUUAUAACCUUGAUUUGAGAAUAAAAUAAUUAAUCAAUAUGGAUGAACAAUGUAGCACAAGAAAACUGCCUGCCAUGAAGAGAAGAUUUGUAAUUUUGCUUUCCAGUAAAAUUCUCAAAUCUAAUGUCUUGUUUUUUCCCAAAAAACUUGUUCACUGUCAUGGGAUAUGAAGCUGAAUCACCCCAACAACUGUGUUAAAACCAAAAUGGGAAUAUGAUAGAGGAAAAGAAAAUCAAAGUUUUUUAAAAAAUGAAGUACUGUACAGAGAGAAAACGUGUUAAGACUGUCAUGGAGUUAAGAUGUAGAUGGCUACACAGGUUGUCCAGACUUUGCUCAUACUGAUACUCAGACAAUUCACGUCCAACUAUUUCAGCAAAUAUGUCAGAAAAAUAAAAUAACUUCUUUCCCUUUUUUCCAUAAUGGUUUGUAUUGUCCAACAGAAGCAAUAUGUUUGCUCCAAAUUUUCAAAUGAUUGAAUUGUAAUAAAAAGAACAGCUGACUUACAUCAUUACAAUGAUGGACAAGAAAUAUCUGUUUAAAAUACACUUCCUGUCAACUAACGAUUACAAUUCUCAGUGAUGCAGUAGCAUUAAAAAACCCUUCUGUCUAUCAAGUUUUGCAGCCAUGAGCAGAAAUUUGGCAAGUUACAAUACAAUUGACAGACGUGCAAACUCCACUGAAACUACAAUGGAAAUGCUUUCAAAGGUUAGGUAAGUAUAUUUGGUACAAGAGGUGAAUAAUGAAUACAUUUUUAAUGAACAGAUUUACAUUCGAAAAAUAAAGCUAUGCUCCAAUUUUGCGUAAAUUAAUCUAGAAUCAAACUUCAUUUAUCAGCUGCUGUCAGGGAUGUAGGGUAUCCGGCCCAUGGAAAAUCUGUCUGUUUUAGCCAACAUGAUCAAAUUUGACUCCAACUACUUUAGAGACAAUGUCACAAAAUGUACCAUUUAAAAACUGACAAGUUGCUCAAGAUUUUCACUUGAGAUUCACACAGUUGCAAUAAUUUAUUUUCUAUGCAGUAUGUAUAAAAUGUUGGCAGCGAUAUACUUAAGAAAAAUGUAGUUUAUUAUUUCACAUAGUUUUGCAGAGCAAACAUAUUUUGUACUGAAAGGUUUCACAUCAUUGUUCAGUAUAAGUGACCUUGUCAUCUAUGCAAGCCAACCCUUCCAUAAUGCUAAUAAUUGGCAGAAUACUUGUUUAUUUGUAUAGAAUACAAAAUAACACAGCCAAAAUUGAAAUAGACAUAUAUUGAGCAUUACUACUUGUAGUACCAGGAUACAACUACCAGAUAUUCAGCAUGGGAAAACUGCUGGACUUCGUAUUGAAAUUGGGUAUUGCAUAUUACUUAAAAGGUGAUUACGUAAAUCAAUGAAUUUCAGUAGCUAAAAAUGCCUAUGUUGCUAAUUUCAUUUCUGACAAAUGUGUAGA